AUGAAAGAAUUUCAGUAGGCCAUUUUGUAUAAGUGAUUUGGAGGUGAAAAUUUGAAACUUGGUUGAAUUAAUUAUAAGUGGAUAUUGUAAAAAUAAAAGGAAGUUUUAUUAAUUUUUAAAGAGUUUGUUUCCGAUAUUAUAAAAUGGGCCGCAAGAAGAAGAAGGCCUCGAAACCAUGGUGCUGGUAUUGCAAUCGUGAGUUUGAUGAUGAAAAAAUUUUGGUACAACAUCAAAAGGCUAAACACUUCAAGUGCCACAUAUGUCACAAGAAAUUGUAUACGGGGCCAGGAUUAUCAAUUCACUGUAUGCAGGUUCAUAAAGAAACCGUGGACAAGGUUCCGAAUUCUUUGCCAAAUCGUUCUAAUAUUGAAAUUGAAAUUUUUGGUAUGGAUGGAAUUCCAACAGAAGAUGUGCGAGAGCAUGAACGUCAGAAAAAUGGCGGUAAAUCGGAUUCUGAUGACGACGAACCUGCUGCAAAGAAAAAAGUGGAAAUUCCUUUAACGGCUCCACCUCCCAUGAUGAUGCCACCAAAUAUGAUGCCACCGAUGAUGGGUCAGUUCGCGCCAAUGGGUAUGAUGGCCAAUAUGCCGCCAAUGGCACCAAUGCCUCCAUUUUUGGGUCCGGGUGGUAUACCAAUGAUGCCACCCCAUAUGAUGCCUCCGCGGCCACUAUUCCCUGCAGCUAUGGCUGCUACCACUUCUGCGGCAGCAGUACAUGCCCCCGUUGUUCCACAAAAGCCAACGUUUCCCGCGUACAGCAAUGCUACAAUAAGUGCACCACCAACAACCAACAAUCCAAUUGCCACAGGCAGUGGUACUGCACCACCUGAGACCCCUAAGACAUCAGUUGUACCUGUUGCUGGAAAUUCUGGUAGCAUUACAUCGAAAAUCAUGCAUCCACCUGAGGAUCUAAGUUUGGAAGAGUUGCGGGCGCGCAAACCAAAGUAUCAGAAAUUACACAACAGUGUUGGGAGCAAUCAUCACAAUCAACGCAUAGCGUCAAGUGGUACACACAGUAUCAGUCAUAACACUGUCGUCAGCAGCGGAUCAUCAACAAUACCAACAAGUUCGAGUACGUCGAAUGCUGCAGCUGCCCAAGCUGCAGCUAUAUCAAAGGCCCAGGAAGCUGCUGCAAUGGUAGCGGUUGCACAGGCCCAAGCAGCUCAAGUGCAGGCACAAGUACACGCCCAGGCGCAGGCACAAGCGCAAGCUCAGGUGCAAGCGGCACAAGCGCAUGCACACGCUGCGGCACAGGUACAAGCAGCACAAGUUCAAGCACAGGUGGCACAAGCACAAGCGCAUGCGCAAGCGCAAGUCGCUCAAGCGGUAGCCGCCCAACAGCAGCAACAACAAAAGCAAUUAGAAGACCUUAAUCGGGCUGUGAUAUUGCAGCGUCUACAAGCCACCCGUCCAGGACAUCCGCAAACCGCUGGCGCCACCGUAGGCAUGAUGUCAUUACCAGGACAAAUGCAGCUGAUGCAACCCAUGUUACGUCCCGCCAUGUCUUUGGGACCCCAUGCCCCGCUACUGGGUGGUAAUAUGUUGCGUGCGCCAGGUGGUUUGCCGGGAAUACCAGGUUUGCUACCAGUACAAGCCAUUCAGAUACCACAGGGAAUGCAUAUGCCCGGUAUGGGUGUUAUGUUACCGGCAGGCCAUCCUGUACUGCAAAUGAUGCCACGGUUUCGGUGAUCCGUUGCUCAAUAUGCACCGUCAUCAAUUUGUUUGGCAGCGCCGUUAUUAGGAUCGCGGUUGCCGUUAUUGUAUCCACUAGAAGAGUAACAGUGGAAAAAAGCAAUAAUGCAUUUAGCAUCGUCUAAAAUAAAUUACAACUUUAAAUAAAAAAAGAAUUAACGAACACCAAAUGCCGUACAGCAAACAUUACAUUAUUUGGUAAACCAAUGUAGUGCAUAUUAUAACAGGAGUCGAUAUAAAGCAAACUUAUUGCAUAUUGAAUUUAUGAGCACAUUAUCACCCAGUAGCAUUUGCAAUAAAAUUAUACAAUUCACGGAGAUCGGAGAAGUAGAAUGCGACACUUACUAUAAAAACAGCAAUACUUUGAACAACAAUAACAUCGACAAGAAGUGCAACAACAAGCAAGUUCAAAUUUCUUUAAUCUAUUCUUCAUAUUUACUAGUAAACUCACUUUUAAACAAUCACUAUUCGAUAGUAUUUAUCACAUAAAGAGUGUACUUUUAAGCAACGUUGUUGUUCUAGAAAACAACUUUGUACUUUUAUCAGUUCUUCUAUUUCGUCCUAUUUUAACCAAAAUCGUAUACUCACAUCAAUUAAACUUGUCAAUACAUAAGAACCUAAUUGAAAGGAAGUUGGGUGAAAAUGGGUACCUUUUGAAACUGGCAGGGUAAACUAAAAUACGAUGAAAUGCGCUUUGUGUUAAUAAGGGCGAUUAAUUAUUGAAUGAUGCAAUUCAAUAAUUUGAUGCUUGAAAUUGUUAAUUUUCGUUUGUUAUUCAGUGAAUUCAUUUAAAUUUAACUUAUUUAACUUUUUUCAAACGCUAUUUAUAUAUACUUACUCAUUUACCCAAAUUAUUUGUUUAUUUUUUAGUUAUCUGCGAUUUUUCAAUUUAAAGUAAGAUAAGUUAUGUUAAAGAAAAUCAUUUUGAACUAAUCAAUCAAACACACGCAAUAAAUUUAAAAGAAAACGUAAGUUUUUUUGCUACAGAUGUACAAUGUAAGUGAAUUAUUGUUGAGUUUGACUGUGUCUUAUAGCAACAUAUGAACGUAUACACUGAUUUGUAUUUAUUAUAUGCUAAAUUGUUUAUUUUUUGAACAUGAUAUUAGCCAAAAACAUAAAUUCAUGUUUAUAUAUCACUUCCUACUAUACUACUACGUAUAGUACGUAACAUUUACAUUUAUUAUGUAUAUAAACUCUACACACUAAUUACUCAGCUUUUGUGUUUUGCACUACUUAUACUUAUAUUACAGUGGAACUUCUCUAACUCGAAUCACUAUAAUCCACAAAAAAACUUCGAGUUAUGGAAUUUUUCAUUAAAAAAUACAAUUUUUUAAAAAGUUUUAAAAUAUAGAUUUAUACAGAGUUUUAUUUAUUUACUACGCAUACAGUUUUGUGUACAUACGUUAAAACAUGUAUUCUGUAAUAAUGUUGGUUGCACUUUGCUAUUGUUUGGCUCUUGACGUCUGUAUCCCAUUCCUUUGUUACAUGAUUUAUGAAAUCCAUAAGUGUUAUAUCAUAUUUUUUGUGGGCCUACAAACGAAUAUAGAGGAACUCUUUGAAAAUUCUGCGUUAAUAGUAAAAUUGUAUUUUUUGUAUUAUGCCCUGGCCGAAAAGUUCGAUUUAUGGAAAGAAAUUUCUAUGAAAUUUGACUUUUAUUGUGAAUUUAAGGUUCGAGUUAUGGGAAACUUCGAGUUAAAGAAGUUUGUGUUAUGGAGGUAAAUUUGUAUGAAAUUUGAUUUCUAAACACUAUUGCGAAUUCAAAAGUUCGAGUUAUGGAGAUCUUCGAGUUGUGGAAGUUCCACUGUAUUUCCAAUUGUCAUAACUAAAGGGUAUAUGUAUGUUUAUCGUAUCGUAGUUUAGCUCUUCGAUUGAUAUAUACUUCUUUUGUAUGCGAAUUUCAUUUCCCAUGACUUUCAUCUCGAAUAAUUUUAGGAAUAUUACUAGAUGGAAUGAAUAUAAUUGUUAUAAAUAACCAAUACUUCUUUUGGAAGUUCCCCUCUUAUUUCAGGUUUUUAUAAAAAUAGUAAUUUUUUAUGAUUAUUUCCAUUUUUUCCUCAUUAUUAAAAAUGCAGUUGCAUCGUUAUUUAUUAAAUACGGCAUACAUUUAAUUUGUAAAAUUUACUAACCUAAAAUCCUUCAAUUCAUGAACUUAUACACUAUAUCUUUACUAAAUAUAAUUUUUAAAUUGGUGAAAUAUGAAAUACGCUUAAUCGUAGUAAAAGCACACAUAUUUUCGUUUAAGUAACUAAGUAAAAAGUAGUGCGCUUGCAAUUUGUAAGUCAUGUUUGUUUGAAAAAUCUCACUUUGAAAGUAUAUGGUAUUGCAUUCAUUUUGUUUCUUAUUUUAUCUUUCUUUAUUUUUGUAACCAUCAAUUCUGUUUUAAUUUCUUAAGAACAUAUUCAUUUUUUAACAGGUUCACAGGUCGAUCGAAGUCGUCGUUGGUCGAUUGAAAUCUGCGUGAUAUAUUUAAUUGUUUUCAGUAGCCAACUGAUUAACCUCCAUAUAUCGACAAAUAAUCAAAUUAUUAAUUGAAAAUUAAAAAAACACAGACACACAAAACAAAGAACCUAGCCGUAGCACGCAAACGCUGAGUAAGCAAUCAUUUUACAUUUCUUUACUAUACCAUUCAUUUUUCGUAACAUUUGUUUAAUAUCUAUUAUAGAGCAAAGCACGUAAAACUUAGUGUGUUUAUACUUAUAAGGUAUAUCUAUUUCUAGAAAGCACAUAAGAUCUAAUAAUUAAAAUCAUACCGCAAAAAUAUAUAUGUACAUCUUAAUUGAACCGUUUUUACAGUAUAGUUAUCGUUGUUUUCUGUGAUGGUCGGUGUCUGCUGACAAUUUUUCUGUUUGCCGUUCGCCGAAAAUUCACAUAUAUUGAAUAAAAAUGUACAUAUAUAACAUAUAUGUAAAAUACAUUAUAUGUUUAAUAUAGUGGGAGCAUUGGUAAACAAAUAAGUGAAAAAUAUGUUUGGCUUUGUUGCUUGUCUCAUAACAUAAUCAAAUGUUACGCAAUAAACACGGUAAUUGUCAAUUUAAAAUAGAUACCAAAUACGUAAAUUGAUUUAAAUUGUGUUAAUACGUUGAACGUACUCAAAUUUAUUAAGUAUCCUGAUUUUAACUUAUAUAUGAAGAUGACAAAAAUCGGUUCUUCAUUUGAUUGAUUACAUGAAAAUCUCCAAAGUAAGUUUUUCCUUCUGUAUGCUUAUACGAGUAUAAUUCAAUAUUUUAUAAGUAUCCAAAUAAUAUAUUUCCUAUAUUUCGUUUUUACCAAAAGAUCAAUAAGUUCACUUAUAACUUUUUUUAAAUGUGUAAAGAUGCUAAUGAUUAGCGUACAGUCAUGACGCCGAAAAACCGGAUAAGCAGGUAUUAAAAUAUAUCUUUAUUUAUGUGUUUGUUGUUAUAAUACCAAAAAUGGUUUUGAAUUUAAUUUGGUCGACAGGAAAUGGCCUGGUUGUUUUGGUUAUGUAAACCCAUCCACAUUGGAAACUUUAGUUUUAAUUGUUUACGGCACGGCUAACGGCUUUGUGAUUAUGGUGUUCUAAAUUACGUAUGUCUGUAUACUCAUUAACUUCCAUAUUAAUUUGCCAUUUGUAGGGUUCUUCUCUUACUUAGAAUUAGGAUGGAAAAUAAAAAAGAAUCAUAGUUUGUAUAGAAAUAUUGAAUGCAAUCUUAAGUGCUCCUGUACUUUACAUUCUGCUUUCAUCAGUGCACCAAAUGGAAUUAAUAAUAACUGCUCUAAAAUUUUGCAUAAUAUUACAGUAAAAUACUAAUUGGUUAGUUAGUAAGCUCGUAUACCUAUAUUUUUUUGUUCAAACAAAAUUUUUUUGAUUCUGAAAGCUGAUAAUAAUUUUAUUAAUAUUCAGUUCGAGGCUGCAGUGAGUGUGUGUGAAGUUAAGCAUUUUCUCGCAUAUUACAUACUUGUUACUCAAAGUUUAAUUAUAAAACAAAUUAAUAUAUAAUUUUGAUUGAGACUAUUCGUUUUGUUAUUUCAUUCUUGAAAUUUAAAAUAUUACAUAUUUCUAACGUCUAGGGAAUUCAAUGUAUGAAAGCUCUUAAGAUAUUCUGGGUUUUUUAAAUAUAACUUCACUCCGCUUUUUAAAUAUGCUCGAUUUAUAUAACUAAGAAAUUAAUGGGUAACGCGCUUUCAAUUUAAUUACUUAAUAUUCUUGUAUUGUCUUUAAAUACGUGUAUGUAUAUACAUAUGUAGUUUCAGCAGAUUUUAUACACAUCCUUCUUAAAAUUUGAAAAUGCUUUUAAGGUGAGAAGUCUGAAACAUUAAAUUAUAACUGAAAGGUAUAUUCCUGAAAUUUCAUAAAAAGGUUUUGUAAUCACACAUAGACACAUAGAAUCGUACAAAUUUAAAACACUUGUAUGUACAUAUAAACAUCUCCAUCAAAAUUUUAAUACACAUUGUACUAUAUUGUAUAUCAUUAGAGUGUACCAUAUAAAUAAUUAUGAGUAAAGUAUUUAUCCGUAUUUACUCGUACAUAUUGUGUAUUUGAAUGAAUAAUAUACAUAUAAUAUUAUUGCAUAUCGAGUGACAAGUGAUUGCGUCGCAAUAAGUUAUCUGAUUUAUAUUCCACAAAAUAUUUAUUUAGUUGCGACCGCGCAAAACUGGUGUUGGACUCCUGGUUCGCAGUGGCUCAUCAGGGGCAAACAAAUGCCGCUGGUAUGUAGUUCUGCGAGACUUGGGUACCUCAAUGCAAAGCGGAUAGAAUCGAGAACAUUUUAAAUUCAAAAAUAUAUAUGUGUUUCAAAGAAGGCUAGCCAUUGUUGAAAUAAAGUAAGAAUUCUUGGUGAAGGAAAACUCGAAAUUUUGGAAACGGUUAAUAUUUAAUGUAUUUUAAUAAUAAUAAUAAUAUAAAAAUAACUCAUUGCUUAACAUUGUAGACAUUAUUUUCGUUGUCCUUUUCAAAAUUUCAUAUAAAGUAUAUAAAGGCAAAUGUCCUUAUUAGAAAGACAAUCCGCUUGCGCUGGGCGACACAUGAGUAGUUGGUUGCGCUUGCUCUCUAUUACAAAACACCACCCCUCCGCACUCCUAACAUGUACUCCUAUAAUUAUAUUAGUUUACAAACAUUUUAAGGUAAUAUUUUAUGAAUUGUUUCCGUGUGUAAUGAUUUUGCCUGCUAUGUUAUUGGCGUAGUUGAGCGAGAUUAGCUUUACGCCUUUGAUUAGGAAGUAAAAUAAUGGGUAUAUAGUUGAUAUGUUACUCUAUACUCGUAUAAUACUAAAUACUGUUCAGUGAAAGAAAUUGAGUAUAACUUUUAACUUGAAAUAUAAUCAAACAAAUUUAUUUAAAACUAAAGUCAUUUAUGCAGCGAUUUAAAAUGUAUAAUUGGUAAUUUCCUUCGCUGAACAAAUUACCUAAAUUUCCUAUACGACUUUUCAAUAUUUUGUUAGUAAAUUAGCGCCCAUUGACAUUUUCAAUUCAUAUUAUUAGUAAUAAAUAUUUAACCCUCAUUUUAAAUAGAAUUAUGCGUGUACUUUUUAUUAAACCCUUUUAUAUUGCAUUUAUUCCAUAAUUAAUAUAUGUAUGUUCGUACCUCUACCUCUAUUCUUCAUGAUACCUAUGAAUAAUAUUGAUUAUGUGAGAGCGAGCGUUCAAUCGAAAACGUGUCACAUCAAUUUUGCUGAUUGAAAAGUUCCUUGCAAAGGGUGCGUACGCAUGCAAUGCAAUGCUGUUAUUGUACAUUUUUUAAAAUUGCAUAAUAUUCGAAAUGCAAAUAGUUAUAGUAAGAGUAAUUAUUUGCAAAAACGCUUAUA
Zeugodacus cucurbitae (melon fly) is the source of this 7453-nucleotide messenger RNA. RefSeq names its product BUB3-interacting and GLEBS motif-containing protein ZNF207 (gene BuGZ). The record is from RefSeq and is a predicted model, not a curated record. Gene Ontology annotation, cellular component: nucleus. NCBI's taxonomy places the organism in Eukaryota, Metazoa, Arthropoda, Insecta, Diptera, Tephritidae. The transcript has 7 exons. Bases 144 to 1688 code for a protein of 514 amino acids. Gene Ontology annotation, molecular function: DNA binding.